UGCAAUGUUCAGAAAACACAAGCUGUAAAUAUUUAAAUGAGUGAAUGAUUUAUCUUCUUUACCGGGAGAGGUCGGCUACAAAAAGACCAGGAAGACACAACAUACUCGCACACACACCUGAGUUGAUUAAACCCUCUUGACUGACAAUGGAGUCUGCUAUCUGUGUGCUGGUGUCCCAGUUCAAGGCGUAUGCUGGCAGCGAUGGUUCCUCUGACACACUGAGUAGAGAGGAGUUCCACAGACUGGUCCCAGCAGAGCUCCCCAACUUUGUCAAGAAUGCUGCCGACCCCGCUGCCAUUGACCAGCUCAUGAGCUCAUUGGACAAGAACAGCGAUGGAGAGCUCAACUUCCUGGAGUUCUGGCAGCUGAUUGGGCAUCUUGCAAGCAAGCAUGGGGGCUUCAGCCAAUAGUGUGCUGUCCUCAGAUACUCAGUUAGUUCUGUCACAGUUGUGUGUCUGUAACUGACUUGUCUGUGUGUAAUGCAGUUUGAAAAAAAAUAAAUGGAAAACAGCCAAAAGGAAAACACCCAUAACCCUG
Cyclopterus lumpus (lumpfish) is the source of this 537-nucleotide messenger RNA. RefSeq names its product protein S100-A11-like. The transcript is spliced from 3 exons. Bases 147 to 410 code for a protein of 87 amino acids. Lineage: Eukaryota; Metazoa; Chordata; Actinopteri; Perciformes; Cyclopteridae. Gene Ontology annotation, molecular function: transition metal ion binding; calcium ion binding. The record is from RefSeq and is a predicted model, not a curated record. Gene Ontology annotation, cellular component: perinuclear region of cytoplasm.